This is a messenger RNA of Uloborus diversus, 725 nucleotides long. Its product is annotated as ninjurin-2-like. Gene Ontology annotation, biological process: tissue regeneration; cell adhesion. Gene Ontology annotation, cellular component: membrane. The coding region runs from base 88 to 615 and encodes 175 amino acids. Lineage: Eukaryota; Metazoa; Arthropoda; Arachnida; Araneae; Uloboridae. The transcript is spliced from 3 exons. The record is from RefSeq and is a predicted model, not a curated record.
AGGAGGCGAGACCACUGGUUCGGAGGGGGUGGAAAGGUUCGAAUCUCGAAUCGAGCAGCAUUAGCAGAUGAAGAUGGCCGCCGGAGUAUGUGGGCCGUGCGGACUUUCUUAGCUCUGGAUCCUCGUCGUCGCCAGCAGAGGUCCGACAUGAACAACGACCGAGGUGACCGGCCGAUGGACCUCCGAGAGAUGGCGGAAGUGCCCAGAACAUCGGAGUGCGAUCAGCCGGACAAGCACCUGCUAGACAGAGAGGAAUCCCGUUAUUCUCGCACAUUUCGGCCCGGGAUGGACAUGAAUCUGUAUGCAACGAAGAAAAGUGUUGCACAGGGCAUGAUGGACAUUGCAUUGUUGACGGCAAAUGCAUCUCAACUCAAGUACAUUCUCAAGGAUGGAGAUGCCGGACGUUUUUAUUUGGUCAAUGUGAUAUGCAUUACCAUUUCCAUCAUAUUGCAGCUUGUCGUUGGAGUUCUGCUAAUACUGAAUACCCGAUACAACAUCAACCUGAUCAGUCAUCAGUCAAGAGCAGAAAUGAUCAACAACCUCACUAUCAUCGGCAUUUUCCUCAUCACAGUAUCUAAUGUAUUUGUGUCUGCAUUUGGAACGCCUCCUAGAUAAAGGAGGCUAAUAAUGUCCUUCAAUUUUCGUCAAUUCGUACUGUAAUUACAUUUUAUACUGGUCUUUGUGAGAAAUACAUUUUUCUUAAAUAAACAUUUUUUUCCCUACAG